UCCCCUCAUCACUGCUCCCCAGCCUAGCCCGCCCCAGGCUCCAAGCCCCUCCUUUUCCCCUCCCUUGUCACUCAUCCGCACUCCUUUUCACCGCUGCCAUUUUUGCUCAAAUCCACCACCCCCACCUCUCCUCUCGACCCAGGCCCUCUCUUUCUCAGUGACUGUUCCACUGUCCCGCCUUUUGCCAUCUCUCUCUCCCCUCGCCUCCUUUUCCCUCUUCUUUCCUCUUCUUCUUCCUCGAUCGCCUCUGCUGGAAAUUAACUCCUCCUCGAUCCAUGGCCGUGGCCCUCUUAUAGUCCAAGAAGCUGUCACACGAUCACUUGGGAUCUAGGAGUAGGAAGUAGUGGCGUGCCUGGCCCUGCGGCAUCCCGUUUGAUCAUUGAGCUGUAGUCUGGUUCGACAUUGCAAUGUUGCAAAGGAACCUGCCGAGUCUCUCCCUCCGGAUAAGCCCGCCGGCCGGCUCGUCGACGGCAUCCUCAGGCCCGCCCGCAGCGGUGGGGAAGCCACUGCGGUCGACGGAACCAGCCGCGGGGACUGACGCGGAGGGAAGCGGCGAGGUAGGGUUCUUUGCAAACCCUAGCCCCGGCGCCGAUCCCCCGGGCCUGAGCCUGGGGCUCGGGGCGCCGACGAUGCGCGCCGACGCAGGCCGCUCGCAGGCGCCGCAGGGAUGCGCGUUCAAGCGCGCGGCCGCCGGCAGGGCUUCGCAGCCCGGCGGCUCGAAGAGGAGCGUCCGGGCGCCGCGGAUGCGGUGGACCACCGCGCUACACGCGCGGUUCAUGCACGCCGUCCAGCUCCUCGGCGGCCACGAGAGAGCGACGCCGAAGUCGGUGCUGGAGCUGAUGAACGUCAAGGAUCUGACGCUGGCGCACGUCAAGAGCCACCUGCAGAUGUAUAGGACGGUGAAGGGCACAGACAGAUCGUCGCACGUCGCCACAGGCGAGCAGCAGAUGGUGGUGGUGGACGCAGGAGGAAGAGGAUGCGGUGGCGGUGGCGGUGGUGGAGUGGUGGCGAUGCUGCCUGCUUGUGAUGUCGACAUGGCUGGCUUCUGCGGCGCGCCUGCGGCAGCCGCGGCAUCUGCGCCGCCUGCCGCGACGACUAGUUCCGCUGCGCAUUUCCUCUGUGCGUCAGCAACAGGAGCGGCAGCAGCUGCAGCGGCUUCACUGGUGGCACUGGUACCGUCGCCUCCUCCUCCACCCAUCCCCCCGAGGAGAGCUGACCUCGCAGCAGUGGCGCUCGAGAAAGGCGUCGCCAUUGUUGAUCCAUUGCACCGGUGUCAGAAGCUUGAUUACUCAGCAGCGUUCCAAGAUACUCCUCAGGAAGCUAAAGAGGAGGCGGCCGGUCACCUGCCGAUGGGGGUACAUGGGAGCGUGGAGGGGGCGAUCUCUGGGAACUACUGUUCAAGCCCUGCGAGCUCGUCUCCAUCUCUUGCAAGCUUCGAGCUGCUGGCGGACGACACCUUCGCGCCCAACCUGGAGAUAUCGCUUGGGAGGCACGACUGGGGCAUGGAGCACCCCGAAGAACUCAGCCUGAAAUACCUGUGAAAAAAGAUCUUCUUCUUCUUUCUUUCUUUCUUUCCUUUUGGGUUAAUUUCACUCUGCUAACCAUUGAUCAAUUAAUGGCUGUGACGACUGGAUUUCAGUAUGUUCAGCGAGAGAGUGAGCUUGAUGUUUGGCUUGAGACGGUGAAAA
This is a messenger RNA of Aegilops tauschii subsp. strangulata, 1688 nucleotides long. RefSeq lists its product as uncharacterized. The record is from RefSeq and is a predicted model, not a curated record. Gene Ontology annotation, biological process: regulation of DNA-templated transcription; abaxial cell fate specification. Gene Ontology annotation, cellular component: nucleus. NCBI's taxonomy places the organism in Eukaryota, Viridiplantae, Streptophyta, Magnoliopsida, Poales, Poaceae. Gene Ontology annotation, molecular function: transcription cis-regulatory region binding.